GCUCUUUAGCACCUGCCAGGCCGACGGGGCCAGCAAGUGCCGACGGGUCUUGACGCCAGCCAUCCGUGCCGACGGGUCUUGACCCCCCACAGCAGCGACACUUGCGAAAACUCAGUCGGGCGUAGUGCAUUACGUAAAUUAAGUAAUGCUCGUCGAGGUGCAGGCGAGAAGGCGGGAGCAAGGUCACUCACGGCGCGCGUCCGGACGCCCGGAACUUCUCAAAACCUGUGCAGCCCGUCAUGCCUGCAACAAACUGCCUCCCGACCGACAAGGCAGCUUAUAUGGUCAAAUCGCAGGCCAGCAGCAAGCGUCUCUACGAAGCAAGAAACUGGCGGUAGGCGUACGGCUAAUGCCGCGCCACUAGCACCGCCGCGCUGCUUUAAAAGCGCGGACGCCGCCAUUCUUCGCAGGCUCCUAACAAGUGGCAAGACGCCGCCCCAGCUUUCCAAAUCACCACACUGUCUUCUGUCUUCACACGAUGCCGCAAGUACGGUAUGGCCACCCUGCGACCGCUCUAUGCGACCGCCUACCGCAACUACACCGCCGCGCCCUGCCGGCGCCCUAGGUUAUACGAAUCAUUCUACCGCUAUGCCGGUGGCCUCGAUGACCCCACGCCCCGGCUGGUCCAGCCGGCUCUGCGCCGGGCCCAUGAGGUCAUGGACCUCGCGGCCCUAGAGGCGGCCCUGGAAUGGCGCGCCAUUCCAGGCUGUCGGCGCGUCCGGCGCGCUGACGGCCUGGCAUGGCGCGGCGGCUACCAGGGCCUCCAGGGCCGCGAGGUCCAUGACCUCAUGGGCCCGGCGCAGAGUCGGCGGCACCAGGCGGUGCGUGGGUUGUCUAGUCCAUCCUCGUAGCGGUAAAAGGAGUCAUACACUGUGGGGGACCGGCAGGGCGCGGCGUGGUUGCGGGCGGUCGCAUAACAUGGCCGCAGGGUGGCCAUACCUGGCAGUGAAGUGUGCCGACUGCCUAGGGGAGACAAUGUGGUGUGGUGGAAAGCUGGGGCGGCGUCUUGCCACUUGUUAGGAGCCUGCAGCAAAUGUAGGCGUCUGCGCCCUUAAAGCAGCAUGCGCGGCACUGCUAGCGGCGUGGCAUUAGCCGUACGCCUACUCUGCUACGUAUCCCCAUGGCGGCUGAGCACACUUUCCCCUUCCCCAUUGCCGUGACAGCCGCAUACACGCAUUGAUAUGCUUGAAAGAACGCAACACGCACAAGCGAACAUGACGUUGUAGAGCCGAGCUAGCACAAGCAAAAAGAAAAGCGUGAGCAUGAGCAGCGACCGCAACUGCUACGUUACCUUUGACGAGAUAACCGCGCGCCAAGCUGCGCCACUCCGGCGUCCUAAAGCUCUCAGCUGGUGUAUACGGCUGUCAGAGGCUGGGCUGGCGUAGCAGACUACCCAGCGAAGGCUGCGAUGCGAUGUUAUAACGCGAACCCCAAGAGACCCACCUGGAACACAGCCAGGCAUCCGCGGUGAGCCAGUAGUAGUACGUACAUGCGAGGACAAGAGGAAAGAGAACGGCAGAAAGGAGGGUGCGGCAUGGCGGUUGUCAAAACGUUGAGGCCGGCGCAGAAAACAAACCAGGGUGGCUGCCUAGCUGCGGCCGGGCUGACGCGAAGGCUGACUGGCUGCUGUAUAUGGUGAGCUGAGACUGGUAUGAGAGGCUGGUGCCGGCCAGGCGAGUUGGGCAUGAGGCGCCGCUGCAUGGGGACAUGACGCGCUGUAGGCCAUGGGGUAACUGACGGGUGCGGACCGUAGUACGGUUCCCCACACCCGCAUGCCCGGGGCGUGUAGACCCCCCGCGCUAAGAGGCAUUGGGGCGUCUCCCCACCUCUUGCAUACUUUGUGACGCAAGCUUAUGCAACGAUGUUGGGCUUGGAGCAAGCCAAGCAAGGUGUCGUGUGCCAUGCGAGUUGUGAGAGCAGGUGUUGACACGAGAUUGAGCUGGGAGCGCUGGGAGCCCGCUAGAACAGCCCGGACAGUGCGGGCACCGGUGAAUCAAAGUUGCUGGGAGGGUCGAUCUAGACCCAGGGUCUGGAAUAUUGAACUAGAUCAUAGAGCGUUCGGUACAACAGCUUGUACGGCGGAAUGGGGCUAGGACUGGAGUACUUGAGCCGUUGUUUCAGUCAUCGCACGGUGCACGACAGAAGUAACAUCGCUCUCUAGUCAUCUGACAAAGUGCCGAGCGAGUGGACGGACAUUCCCACUCUGUGCACAGCUGUAAUCCCCACGGUUG
This is a messenger RNA of Chlamydomonas reinhardtii, 2231 nucleotides long. RefSeq lists its product as uncharacterized. Bases 495 to 851 code for a protein of 118 amino acids. NCBI's taxonomy places the organism in Eukaryota, Viridiplantae, Chlorophyta, Chlorophyceae, Chlamydomonadales, Chlamydomonadaceae. The record is from RefSeq and is a predicted model, not a curated record. The transcript has a single exon.